UUGUGUUGGUGACCUUGGACUGAUAGCUGAAAUUGUAAUCGGCUUUUGGUUUACUCUGUGAAACUGUUUCGAUGAGUUAAAAAGAAAAUCUUUAUUAACAAUUUGGUGUUUGGAAGUACAGGAUGAGGAAGCUGUUAGCUGUGCUUCUGUUCCUCCUUUAUGCCUGUCGAGAUUCUUUGACUGUAAAAGUGGAAGUCUGUAAAGGGGAACCAUCAGUUGUUCUGCCCUGCCAGUACAGCCAGAAAUUGGAAGAGAUUGUUACGGUGAAAUGGAGCAGCUUCGAUCUCGAUCCCAAUACUGUCCAUCAACGUCAAGAAGCCGACGACCUGCGAGGACAAAAUGAGAUUUUCAAAGGACGAACAUCAAUGGCGCCUCUUGCUCUGGACUCUGGUGAUUUCAGCCUCACUCUGAGUGAACCUCAAGUUUCUGAUAGCGGGGUCUACAUCUGCUACAUCAUGAAACAGAAGAAAUAAUGGUGUCAGACGUUCAGCUGAUUGUCACAGUAAUAUUUCCACUUUGGGCCAUAGUUCUCCUGGCUCUGCUGGCUGUGCUAGUUCUUCUUGCUGGAGGUGUUUUAUUUAAUUUCCGACAAUAUUUUAUGUCAGUCUACAGGGUGGAGGUGGAUUCAGGAGAGGAGUCUGUUCUGCUGCCAUUUAAAACUGCAGUCUGUCUGCCUGGAAAAUCCAAAGUAACAUGGAGAACACAUGAUAGUAAAGUGGUACACAUUAAUUCUUUGAACUUCCAGCAUCAACAACACAGACAGUUUAAAGACAGAACAGAGAUGAAGAAGCCAGGCAAAUCUAGAGAUUUCAGUUUGAUCCUGAAGAAACCAACAGACAAAGACACAGGAACCUACAUCUGCACCGUCUGUGAUUAUUGGUCAGAAAACAUCUCGACAAAGAAACAAGUUCUGCUCAAUGUCAAAGCUGGUCCUGACUCUCUCAUCAUAUCCAUAGACUUUGGUUCAGGAUUCAGUGGCUACGCCUUCAAUGUUAAACCCAGACAGGAAGGAGGAGAGACCCAGAUAAAGAGAUGGAGGAAUGGACUUGGACUAGACACCCCAAAGACUCCAACCUGCAUCCUGUUUGAUGAACAUGCAGAAUUUAUGAAGUUUGGUUAUGAAGCUAAAACAGCAUUUAAUAAUAUGAGAGGAGAAGAAGCUGAGAAACAUUAUUUCUUUGAAAAUGUCAACAUGGCUGUCCAUGGCAGGGUAAGUAAAAGUAAAGAUUUGCAGAUAAAUCUUCUUUUUUGGAUCCUAUCAUGUCCUCUGUUAACAUGCCUGUCUAUGAUUUGAAACUGUGUCACUAUUGGAAAUAUCUCAUAAUGUUUAAAUCUGCAUUCCACCUCAAGGCCAGACUGGGACACAGAGCUAAUGGGGAAUUUCCUGGUGGGCUGCUCCAUUAGUGGGCUGGUGGUUUAGGCUAUGAAUGGGCUGUCGCAGUUGCCUCGUAGUCACACAGCACGCUGUUGUUUUGCAAUGCCACAAUGCCAAAACUGCCGUAUUAAAUCCCUUCUGUUCCUCUGCUCUGCUCUAGUCAGGCAAAUUUUGUCAUGUGGCCACGGAGUGGACCUAUAUCACAGGAACAAGUGCUGCAGAAAUGGCUUGUUUCCAACAAAACAUUUAAAAAACUGCUGGAUUUUUUGUGCUUGGACUGUUUCUAAAAGUAGAGGUCUAAGUGAAAGUACAAUAAUGUGCAAAAAGAACAUUUUCUAUAAUAGGUGCCUUUAAUCCCUACUGUAUUUGUGUCUGUGUUUUCUGUUCACUUGACUGGUUGUUUCUCUCUGUGUGUCAUCAUCUCUGAUUCCGGUAUUUCCUUGAAGAUGGCUCUUAUUUCUUCAGUUAUUAAAUAUGAUCUCUUCUUAGAUGUUUCUGCCAAUAUCCUGUUACCACUUAAGUCAUUCACCACCACAAAUCUUGUCAGUACACCAGACUACCAUAAGGAUAAGUAACCAGAGUGGUUUGAAUACUGCCAUUGGGGGAUCUCUCUCUCUCUUUCUCUCUCUCUCUCUUUCCUUUCUCUCUCUCAGUGUGGUGAUGUUCAUCCAGCCUGGGUUAAGGUAGAUACUGUACAGUCAUGGCCAAAAGUUUUGAGAAUGAUUCAAAUGUUAAUUUUUACAAAGUCUACUGCUUCAGUUUUUAUAAUGGCAAUUUGCAUAAACUCCAGAAUGUUAUAAAGAGUGAUCAGCUUAACAGCAAUUAAUUGCAAAGUCAAUAUUUGCCUAGAAAAUGAACUUUGUCCCCCAAAACACAUUUCAACUUAAUUGCAGCCCUGCCUUAAAAGGACUAGCUAACAUCUUUCAGUGAUUGCUCCAUUAACACAGGUGUGGGUGUUGAUGAGGACAGGGCUGGAGAUCAAUCUGUCAUGAUUAAGUAAGAAUGACACCACUGGAUACUUUAAAGAGGCUGAUGCAUGGCAUCAUUGUUUCUCUUCUGUGAACCAUGGUUGUCUCUGAAGAAACACGUGCAGUCAUCAUUGUACUGCACAAAAAUGGCCUACCAGGGAAGAGCAGCUAGAAAGAUUGCACCUCAGUCAACAAUCUAUCGCAUCAACAAGAACUUCAA
Poecilia latipinna (sailfin molly) is the source of this 2563-nucleotide messenger RNA. RefSeq lists its product as uncharacterized. The record is from RefSeq and is a predicted model, not a curated record. NCBI's taxonomy places the organism in Eukaryota, Metazoa, Chordata, Actinopteri, Cyprinodontiformes, Poeciliidae. The coding region runs from base 473 to 1294 and encodes 273 amino acids. The transcript has 5 exons.